This is a messenger RNA of Saccoglossus kowalevskii, 1369 nucleotides long. RefSeq names its product enoyl-[acyl-carrier-protein] reductase, mitochondrial-like. NCBI's taxonomy places the organism in Eukaryota, Metazoa, Hemichordata, Enteropneusta, Harrimaniidae. Gene Ontology annotation, biological process: fatty acid metabolic process. The record is from RefSeq and is a predicted model, not a curated record. Gene Ontology annotation, cellular component: mitochondrion.
AAUAAAUGGAAUUGUUUACAUGCUGCAUGCUUUAGUGGUAGUAAUGAGGCUGUUAAAUACUUCCUGGACAAGAAUUAUUUUGGUUUAGAAGACAAAGACAAGCUCGGCCGCACUGCAUUAGCUAUUGCAAGUAUAGAAGGACAUGUUGAAGUUGUAAAAACACUUAUUUCAUCUGGGGCAUUAAUAAACACUAAAGACGAGGAAGAUGAGACACCUUUAACCCUUGCAUGUGGAUUUGGUAGAAGUCUUGAAGUUGUGAAAGACCUUCUUUUAUCAGGGGCAUUUAUAGAAGCUAAAGACAAGGACCACUUCAAGUCAGAAGAUUUUCGUGGAAACCCUGCAUUCUUAGAUUUGGUUGGAUUAAAACAGAUCAAACGAUUAAAGCCAGAAGCUGCUCCUAUAUACCACCUGGCUAAUUCAGAGAUGAUGUCCAUGUCAGUGACAGGAGCACGUGACACAAAUGAAAGACAGGAAAAGACCCAGAUGGUUGUACUGAUUGAUAACUUGGUGAAGAAACAGAAAACUUAUUUAUCACAGACAAUUACCUUCCAGAUCAAAUCACAAACGUACAGAACUGUGGAUGUACAAGCAGACUUCCAAAAAACUGCAAUCACAUUACCCUACAUUGUGGAUGAAAAUUCAGUUCUUGUCAAGAUGAUUGCAGCUCCUGUCAAUCCUGCUGAUAUUAACACAAUACAAGGUGUAUACCCAAUCAAGCCAUCUUUGCCGGCUGUGGGAGGCUUUGAAGGAGUUGGAAUAGUACAAGAAAUUGGAAAACAAGUGACAAAACUGUUGCCUGGUGAUGUUGUAAUUCCUGGUGUAAAUGGCAUAGGUACAUGGUGUAGCCAUACAGUACAGAAUGAGAACGACUGGUUGAAAAUACCGCCAGGGACACCUACUUUAUUCGCAGCAACUUUAAGAGUAAAUAAUUGUACAGCUUACAGAAUGUUAAAAGACUUUGCCAGGUUAGAAGCAGGUGAUGUGGUUAUACAAAAUGCAGCUAAUAGUGGGUGUGGUCAGGCUGCUAUACAGAUAGCUGCAGCUAGGGGAAUAAAAACUAUCAAUAUAGUCAGUCAAGCGUCAGAUUUUGAUGAUGUUUGUCAACAUCUCAAAGACCUUGGUGCUACAGAAGUUAUUAGUGAUUUCUCAGCUCAAAAAGGAGAUAUUAAACAGCUGUUAGAGGACCAUGGCAAACCCAGACUUGCCUUGAAUGCUGUUGGUGGUUAAGCUACCAUCACUUUGAUGAAAUAUCUAGAACAUGGUGGUACCAUGGUAACCUAUGGUGGGAUGUCACGGCAACCAAUCACCUUGCUGACUGGAUUAUUGAUAUUUAAUGAUAUCAAAGUUGUGGGUUACUGGAUGUCAAGAU